This is a messenger RNA of Myripristis murdjan (pinecone soldierfish), 1728 nucleotides long. RefSeq names its product ninjurin 1 (gene ninj1). The record is from RefSeq and is a predicted model, not a curated record. NCBI's taxonomy places the organism in Eukaryota, Metazoa, Chordata, Actinopteri, Holocentriformes, Holocentridae. Gene Ontology annotation, biological process: cell adhesion; tissue regeneration. Gene Ontology annotation, cellular component: membrane. The transcript has 3 exons. Bases 205 to 642 code for a protein of 145 amino acids.
GAACACUCCCGGGCGUCAUCUGUAUCAGUAGGAGUCUACACUUCUCUUUUUGCUAGUGCGGAUCAACGCCGUCAUUCAUGCCUCAGGGGCGGUAGUCAGUCUUUGAGCUCUCCUCUCGUCUCCGGACCACCGACCCCCCCACACAAUAGCCUGCCAGGUCGACUCACUCGGACCACGGAGCCUCAGCGAAUACAACACACAAAGAUGGCAACAGAAAACUUGGAAAUGAACGGUGAUACUGGCCGAAACGGCGAUGCGGAGGUGCCGCUGAGGGCCCGCUGGAGGAGGGAACAAGGGCCUCUGAACAUGAACCAUUAUGCCAAUAAGAAGAGUGCAGCAGAGAGCAUGCUGGAUGUGGCUCUUCUGAUGGCCAACGCCUCGCAGCUGAAGGCUGUCCUAGAACAGGGGUCAGACUUCACCUUCUAUGUGCCCCUCAUCGUCCUCAUAAGUAUCUCCCUCAUCCUGCAGAUUGUCGUGGGCAUCCUACUCAUCUUCAUUGUGAAGUGGAACCUGAAUGAUGAGAGCAUGCACUACAGGCUGAACAUUAUGGAAAACGUCUCCACAGCGCUCGUCUUCAUCAUAGUUGUUGUCAACGUCUUCAUCACAGCCUUUGGUGUCCAGCGGCCUGUUACAAGUGCCUGACCGCCCUCCUUCAUGACUCGCCGAGUUUGCUGAACAAGUUGAAGGUGCACACGAUGUUAUAUGUGUAAAUGGACUUUUACCAGAUGAAGUAUCUCAAAAAUAUAUCCAGGUUCAUUUCUUAUUCUAAUUUCAGAGAUCGUACAUUCCUUGAAUAUCAUGUGAUGACAUUCUCUGCUGCGUAAAAAAACAAAACAAAAAAAUGAACGGAUCCACUUUGACUCUUCUGUGCAGAACCAAUGAUCUGAUGUUUGCAUUUUAGAGGGGUUCCUACUUCUCUAAUCCUGACUGUGGACUUCUUGGUCAGACUUUAUUUCAUGUGGCAAUUAAUACAUUUAUUACCUCUUAUGCGGGCAUUAUUAUGCUCGUAUUACUAAUGCGGUUAAUUUAUUGCCUUAACUUACAUAACCUGCAUAUCAGGAACAAUAUAUAUCAGUCAUCAUCAUGAAUGUUUCCUGAAAAAAACACAGCUCCUAUUCUUGUUUCAGUUUGUAAUUAUAUUGUUAAAUGUCUGCCAGCUCUACUUUUUGGGAAAUGUAAUCCAUACAUCUUCCUUUGCAAAAGAACAAAAACAAAAAACGUUUUCAGCAUACCUUAAUCCCAAAGCACUACUGCCUAAGUCCACUCCUCAGUGUACUUUUCUCCACACUUUUUACCACACAGGUCUGGGCAAAUGCCAUACACUGCUGCUAUCACAAUAGUAUUAUUAGUGGCACUGUCUUUACUUACUGCCACACAGCUUUUAGUUACACGGUAAAUCAGCUUUACUCUGGGAGCAAUGCAAUUAUCUAGUGGUCAGUUAACAGCUUUAACUGUUUACACUGCUCAGACCUCAAGCCUCUAAUGAAAUCGAUCUUAAAUGUUGUUUUCACGCUCUAUGCAAAGUGUAGUAUGUAAUGUUUAGGUUGACUCUGUAUGUACUGUAUGAAGUGUUAAAGGGUCAUCAUACAAGGUGUGUACCCAAGGCUAUAGUGUACUUUUUUAAAAUAUCUUUUUAAGCAUUCCCCCCACUUUUUCAAAAGGACCAAAUUUUGCUGAACUGUUAUUAUAUGGUCUUGUAUGACACAAUGUAAAAUGAUUGCUAUUUUG